Messenger RNA from Salvia splendens (bonfire salvia), 622 nucleotides. RefSeq names its product calcium-binding protein CML38. Gene Ontology annotation, molecular function: calcium ion binding. The transcript has a single exon. The record is from RefSeq and is a predicted model, not a curated record. Lineage: Eukaryota; Viridiplantae; Streptophyta; Magnoliopsida; Lamiales; Lamiaceae. Bases 113 to 538 code for a protein of 141 amino acids.
UCAAACUCCAGCCUUAAUUCCAUCAAUUCGCAAACAAAAUACUAUCUUCUUCACUGAUUCAAUCAAUUAAGCCUUACUUUUGUCUCAAAUUUCGCAUCUCACAAAUCCAUCAAUGGAGAAAUUCGAGCAAUACGGGAGAGUUUUCAACCACUUUGAUUCGGACGGUGACGGCAGAAUAAGCCCGAAGGAGCUGCGCCAGUGCGUGGCCUCGAUUGGCGGCGACAUGGCGGCAGCUGAGGCGGAGGCGGCGGUGGCGGUGGCGGAUUCGGACGGGGACGGGUUGUUGAGUUUGGAUGAUUUCGUGAGGAUAGUGGAGGGGGCGGGAGAGGAAGAGAAGCAAAGCGAUUUGAAAGCGGCAUUCAAACUGUACGCACCGGAGGGAAGCUCGUGCAUUACAGCAGAGAGCUUGAAGAAGAUGCUCAACAGAUUGGGGCAGAGAAGGAGUGUUCACGAUUGCAAAAAUAUGAUCGCCCCUUUUGAUCUUAAUGGCGAUGGAGUGCUUAAUUUCGAUGAGUUUAAGAUUAUGAUGUCGUGUUGAUACCCCUCAAUUUUAAGAUUUUUUAAUUUCUGUAUAUGGAUUCAAUUCAAUUCAAUUAUUCACACCAUUGAUUGAUUCUUUUUA